Cladophialophora carrionii CBS 160.54 is the source of this 1017-nucleotide messenger RNA. RefSeq lists its product as uncharacterized. Gene Ontology annotation, molecular function: carboxy-lyase activity; hydrolase activity. The record is from RefSeq and is a predicted model, not a curated record. NCBI's taxonomy places the organism in Eukaryota, Fungi, Ascomycota, Eurotiomycetes, Chaetothyriales, Herpotrichiellaceae. Bases 1 to 1017 code for a protein of 338 amino acids. Gene Ontology annotation, cellular component: cytosol; cytoplasm. The transcript is spliced from 2 exons. Gene Ontology annotation, biological process: secondary metabolic process.
AUGGAACGUAUCGACACCCACAGCCAUGCCAUCCCGGCUCGAUGGCGGCAGCAUUGUAUGGACUUGGGCUAUGGCGACACUGACGGCAUCUCGAUGGUACAGGACUGGACGGUCGAGGCGCACCUGGCGACCAUGGACAAGGCCAAGAUCUCGAAGAGCAUAUUGAGCAUCACCUCGCCCGGCACGCACCUGAAACCCGGGGACGACGCCUUUGCCCGCCAGCUGACUCGCGAAACCAACGAGGACCUCGCCGAGAUCUGUGCAGCACACCCGGACCGAUUUGCCUUCUUUGCAAGCCUGCCACUACCGGAUGUUGAGGGCUCACUCGCCGAGAUCGACUAUGCCUUGGACCGACUCGGUGCCGUCGGCUUCUCGGUCAUGACGAACGCACACGCCGUGUACCUGGGCGAUCCCGCACUGGACAGGGUCUUCGAGAAGCUGAACUCGCGACGCGCCGUGGUCAUGAUGCAUCCAACCUGCUGCCGCGUGAAUCUUCCCGUCGCAAACGGUGUGGGUGUCGCUCCGCGGGCGGUCGCUCCGCUGACGCAGUACCCGCGACCCAUGCUCGAGUUCCUGUUCGACACGACCCGCGCCGUCAGCAACCUGAUCCUUUCGGGCACCGUGGCGCGAUACCAGUCCAUCACCUUCGUCGUCCCGCAUUGCGGCGCCGCCUUGCCGCCCGUGAUCGAGCGAUGUGUCGGGUACACGCCCCGCACUGUCAGUCCCAGCGUGCCCAUCACCAGCGACGACGUCAAACACCUGUUCAAGACGCGCUUCUUCUUCGACCUCGCGGGAUACCCAUUCCCGGACCAGAUCCACGGCCUGCUGCGCUUCACGGAGCCGUCCAGGCUUCUGUACGGGACGGACUACCCCUUUUACAAGGCCGAGGCGGUGUAUCGGCUCAGCGGGAUCAUGGAGCAGCGGGCGCCGGAGAUAUUUGACGACGAGACGAGAAAGGGCAUCUUUGGCGCGAACGCGAGGAGGCUGCUAUGGCCUAAAUUGAAAAGCCAUGCUUAG